Molecule: messenger RNA, 962 nt
Organism: Salpingoeca rosetta
Lineage: Eukaryota; Choanoflagellata; Craspedida; Salpingoecidae
Exons: 6
Coding region: 75-962 (295 amino acids)
Biological process (GO): SCF-dependent proteasomal ubiquitin-dependent protein catabolic process
Cellular component (GO): nucleus; cytoplasm
Molecular function (GO): cullin family protein binding
Source: RefSeq, a predicted model, not a curated record
AAAAGCGGAAGAGGAAGAAGAGGAAGAGAGGCGGAAAUGACAGCACACAAACACCAACAACAAGCUGAGCAAGGAUGAUGAGGAGAGCCACGAUUGCUUCUUCCUCGUCUGCGUCGUCGUCUGCGUCGAGUGCCCGCCAGGCCCGCAGUGUACGUGGCACUCAGGGCGCCGGUGACACUGGGGAUGGUGGUAGCAGUGUUGGUGGUGGUAAUGACAGUGCCGGUGGCAUGAGGUCGCGCCGGCUGUUCAGCAUUGGUGCUGGCAUACGUGCCCGGCUCAGCACCAUCUCCACGCCAGCAUCGGCCAGGACACGGACACAGCAGCAAGGCAAUGCAGCAACUCAGCAACAACAGCAGCAACGCGGCCGCCACCUCACGUUCCAGACAAAGGACGACCGGCGCGUGCGGGUUCCCAUCCGCCACGCCAUGAUGAUGCCCACCAUCGCCCGCAUGUUGACAGAUCUUGGGGCAGAUGACCCCGACAUUGAAACGGAGGAGGAUGAAGAGCCCAUCCCGUUGCCAGCCACUUCAUCGGCCGCCUUUGACAAAGUCCUUGCAUGGUGCCGUCUACAUGAGAGCGACGAGCCCGUGAAUGCAACCAGUCGUGACGACAUGCCGACCAUCGAGGCAGACUAUCUCAAGGCGCUCGCCCCUCUCCAAGAUGGUGACAAGGCGUUGUUCGACAAGCUCUCCGCACCGUUUCUUCUCGAGCUCAUGACGACGGCAUCCUUCCUGGAUAUGGACGCCAUGUUCCAGACCGUGACCAAAGUGCUGUCCAGACGCGUUGCGGGCAAGCGGCCGCGUCAGGUGCCCGGUGCGCUUGGAAUAGCGGAUAGCUUCACCAUGGAAGACAAGAUUGCGUGCGUGCGCCGCUUUCCUUUCCUCUUGGACGGGUGUGAGGACAUCCCAGAGCUGUGUCAGAUCAAGGCCAUGCUGGAGCAAGAGGCAAUGCAAGCACCGUGA